UUUCUCUAUCAGAAAAGAGGGGAAAAUAAAAAUUCCCAAAUCUACAGUCGCUUCUUUACUCUUCAUUUCGUUAAACCCUAGUCCUUCUCUUCUGCCCUUCUCACUCUCUCCAAAACCCUAGACCCAACCAUGUACCUCUACAGUCUUACGCUGCAACGAGCUACUGGCAUCGUCUCCGCAAUCAAUGGCAGUUUUUCCGGCGGCAAGACCCAAGAAAUUGUAGUAGCUCGUGGAAAAGUUCUUGAUCUCCUCCGUCCCGAUGAGAACGGUAAGCUUCAGACCAUUCUCUCUGUUGAAAUCUUCGGUGCUAUUCGCUCUCUAGCUCAGUUCAGACUAACUGGAGCUCAGAAGGACUAUAUAGUUGUUGGGUCUGAUUCAGGAAGAAUCGUAAUUCUGGAAUAUAACAAGGAGAGAAAUGUUUUUGAUAAAAUACACCAGGAAACUUUUGGGAAAUCUGGGUGUCGGCGGAUUGUUCCAGGUCAGUUCUUGGCCAUUGACCCAAAAGGAAGAGCUGUAAUGAUAGGUGCCUGUGAGAAACAGAAGCUAGUUUAUGUUUUGAAUAGAGAUACUGCUGCUAGGUUGACUAUAUCCUCACCGUUAGAGGCACAUAAGUCUCACACGAUUGUGUAUUCUAUUUGUGGUGUUGAUUGUGGGUUUGAUAACCCAAUAUUUGCGGCUAUUGAGUUGGAUUAUUCAGAGGCAGACCAGGAUUCGACAGGGCAGGCUGCCAGUGAGGCACAGAAGCAUUUGACAUUUUAUGAGCUUGAUUUAGGGCUUAAUCAUGUGUCUAGGAAGUGGUCUGAGCAGGUUGAUAAUGGGGCAAAUAUGCUCGUUACAGUGCCUGGAGGGGGGGAUGGACCUAGUGGAGUUUUGGUUUGUGCUGAGAAUUUUGUGAUUUACAAGAAUGAGGGGCAUCCGGAUGUCAGAGCAGUGAUACCUAGGCGCGCAGAUUUGCCUGCAGAGAGAGGAGUUCUGAUAGUUUCUGCAGCUACUCAUAAGCAGAAGUCCAUGUUUUUCUUUCUUUUGCAGACAGAGUAUGGUGAUAUUUUCAAGGUUACAUUGGAUCAUGAGAAUGAUAAGGUUAAGGAGUUGAAAAUUAAGUAUUUUGAUACAAUUCCUGUUACUUCCUCAAUGUGUGUGUUGAAAUCAGGGUUUUUGUUUGCUGCAUCAGAGUUUGGGAAUCAUGCAUUGUAUCAGUUUCAGGCAAUUGGGGAGGAAGCUGAUGUUGAGGCCUCAUCAGCUACUUUAAUGGAAACUGAGGAAGGUUUCCAGCCUGUGUUUUUCCAGCCAAGAGGGUUGAAGAAUCUUGUUAGAAUUGACCAGGUUGAGAGCUUGAUGCCUAUUAUGGAUAUGAAGGUUGCUAAUCUUUUUGAUGAGGAAACACCUCAGAUAUUCUCACUUUGUGGGCGCGGUCCUCGGUCCUCAUUGAGGAUAUUGAGGCCAGGUUUGGCCAUUAGUGAGAUGGCUGUUUCACAGCUUCCUGGUGUACCAAGUGCAGUCUGGACUGUGAAAAAGAAUGUUAAUGAUGAGUUUGAUGCAUACAUUGUUGUGUCUUUCAACAAUGCAACUCUUGUGCUUUCAAUUGGAGAGACAGUUGAAGAAGUCAGUGACAGUGGGUUUCUUGAUACUACGCCUUCCAUAGCUGUUUCUUUGAUUGGUGAUGAUUCUUUGAUGCAAGUUCAUCCAAAUGGCAUUAGGCAUAUAAGGGAAGAUGGGCGUAUAAAUGAAUGGAGGACUCCUGGAAAGAGAACAAUUGUGAAGGUUGGUUCCAAUAGACUUCAAGUCGUUAUUGCUUUAAGUGGAGGGGAGCUCAUAUAUUUUGAGGUUGAUGUUACUGGUCAGCUAAUGGAAGUGGAGAAGCAUGAAAUGUCUGGAGAUGUGGCCUGUUUGGAUAUUGCCCCUGUUCCAGAAGGAAGACAGAGGUCCCGAUUCCUUGCAGUUGGUUCAUAUGACAACACCAUCCGUAUCUUAUCUUUGGAUCCUGAUGAUUGUAUGCAAAUUCUGAGUGUUCAAAGUGUUUCAUCGCCUCCAGAGUCCCUCCUCUUUCUUGAGGUUCAGGCAUCAGUAGGUGGGGAGGAUGGUGCUGAUCACCCUGCUAGCCUUUUCCUUAAUGCUGGUUUGCAGUCUGGGGUUCUAUUCAGGACAGUAGUGGACAUGGUGACAGGCCAGCUUUCUGAUUCUCGUUCCCGGUUCUUGGGGUUGAGGGCACCAAAACUCUUCUCCAUCAUUGUGAGAGGCCGGCGAGCGAUGUUGUGCUUAUCCAGUCGACCCUGGCUCGGUUAUAUUCACCAGGGGCAUUUCCUGUUAACACCUCUUUCAUAUGAGACUCUUGAAUUUGCUGCUUCAUUCUCAUCUGACCAGUGUGCAGAAGGUGUGGUUGCUGUAGCUGGGGAUGCUCUGAGGAUUUUUACCAUUGAAAGGUUGGGAGAAACAUUUAAUGAAACUGCAAUACCUUUGAGGUAUACUCCGAGAAAGUUUGUGCUUCAACCUAAGAAGAAACUUUUGAUUAUUAUUGAAAGUGAUCAAGGAGCAUAUACAGCAGAGGAGCGUGAAGCUGCCAAAAAGGAGUGCUUUGAGGCUGCUGGGAUGGGGGAAAAUGGAAGUGCCAAUGAUCAGAUGGAGAAUGGUGGUGACGAUGAAGAUAAAGAUGAUCCGCUCUCUGAUGAGCAGUAUGGUUAUCCAAAGACAGAAUCAGAAAAGUGGGUUUCUUGCAUCAGAGUUCUUGAACCAAGGACAGCAUCCACAACUUGUCUCCUGGAGCUUCAGGACAAUGAAGCUGCAUUUAGUGUGUGCACAGUGAACUUCCAUGACAAGGAGCAUGGAACACUUUUAGCGGUUGGUACUGCAAAGGGACUCCAGUUUUGGCCCAAAAGAAGUUUAGUUGCUGGGUUCAUUCACAUCUAUAAGUUCGUGGAUGAUGGCAGAACCCUGGAACUUUUGCACAAGACACAAGUCGAAGGUGUACCACUUGCAUUAUGCCAGUUUCAGGGAAGACUGCUCGCUGGAAUAGGAUCGGUGCUCAGACUGUAUGACCUGGGGAAGAAGAGGUUGCUUAGGAAAUGUGAGAAUAAGUUGUUCCCUAACAGUAUUGUUUCUAUUCACACCUAUCGAGAUAGGAUCUAUGUGGGCGAUAUUCAAGAGUCAUUCCAUUUUUGCAAGUAUAGGCGGGAUGAAAAUCAGCUCUAUAUAUUUGCAGAUGAUUGUGUUCCAAGAUGGCUUACUGCAUCAUACCACAUAGAUUUUGAUACUAUGGCAGGUGCUGACAAGUUUGGGAACGUCUAUUUUGUGCGGUUGCCUCAGGAUGUUUCUGAUGAGAUAGAGGAAGAUCCAACAGGUGGAAAGAUAAAGUGGGAGCAGGGGAAGCUCAAUGGAGCUCCAAACAAAGUAGAGGAGAUAGUACAGUUUCAUGUUGGUGAUGUGAUUACUAGCCUGCAUAAAGCAUCCCUAAUUCCAGGUGGUGGAGAGUGCAUCAUAUAUGGGACAGUAAUGGGGAGCUUGGGGGCUCUGCUUCCAUUCACCUCUCGAGAUGAUGUUGACUUCUUUUCACACUUGGAGAUGCAUUUGAGGCAGGACCAUCCGCCAUUGUGUGGAAGGGAUCAUAUGGCAUAUAGAUCUGCAUAUUUUCCAGUUAAGGAUGUGAUUGAUGGGGAUUUAUGUGAGCAGUUCCCAACACUUCCUCUAGAUAUGCAGAGAAAAAUUGCAGAUGAAUUGGAUAGAACCCCUGGGGAGAUACUAAAGAAACUUGAAGAAGUACGAAAUAAGAUAAUUUAAGGUACUCGAGUUCGAUAGGAUCACUGUCAGUGGCAGACAGGUGAAAUAUGCUUGGAAUGCUAAGAAAUGCAGAUGUUAUAUGAGAUGGUGCAGACCUGAAUGCAAAGAGUCGCCUUGUGUGUUUUACUGGUGACAACGCAACCUGGAAGUUUUUAUGGUCGAAGAAACAGGAGUCCAUUUUAGAACUGAGGCAGCACUUUAUGCAGAUGUAUUGUCGUUUCUGAAUGCAAAUGUCUUAGCUCUAUUGAUUUACAUGGCAGCUAAGAAAACUGGCAACACGUAUAAGAUGUUAAAUGGAUAUUGUAACUAGCCUAGAUAGUUAAGCUGUUUCUUCUAUGAAAAUGAGAGAAAUCUGUAUGAUUAUUAAUUUUGAUUCUUGCUAAGCUCUUCUGUUUCUUUCACAUACUUAUGCUAAAUGGAUAUUGUAACUAGCCUAGGUGGUUGAGCUCUUUCUUCUAUGAAAAUCAGAGAAUUUUGUAUGAUUAUUAAUUUUGAUCCUUGCUAAGCUCUUUUGUUUCUUUCA
This is a messenger RNA of Manihot esculenta (cassava), 4294 nucleotides long. Its product is annotated as spliceosome-associated protein 130 A. Gene Ontology annotation, cellular component: U2 snRNP; nucleus. Gene Ontology annotation, biological process: mRNA splicing, via spliceosome. The transcript is spliced from 4 exons. Bases 130 to 3771 code for a protein of 1213 amino acids. Lineage: Eukaryota; Viridiplantae; Streptophyta; Magnoliopsida; Malpighiales; Euphorbiaceae. The record is from RefSeq and is a predicted model, not a curated record. Gene Ontology annotation, molecular function: U2 snRNA binding; protein binding.